Molecule: messenger RNA, 4325 nt
Organism: Podarcis lilfordi (Lilford's wall lizard)
Lineage: Eukaryota; Metazoa; Chordata; Lepidosauria; Squamata; Lacertidae
Source: the annotation of a GenBank genome assembly
AUGACAGCUGCCAUUUUCAAUGCAAAGUAUAAGUUUUUCGAGAGAAUAAAGAUACAGCAAUGGAGAGUUUCACAUAUCAUAUUUCUACCAAGUAUGCCUACUUGUGAGCUAGCAAUGAUGGUUGUGAAAGGCUCUGAUCCCACGUUUACAAAAUGCUUUGAAUACAUUCUUCAUUAAACUUACCUCUGCUUCUUUCCAAUAAGCAUUGGACACCGCCAUUUUAUUUUAAUAAAUAUUCUUACCUCACUUCAUGAAGAAAACACAGGCUGGCUUUCACUUGCUAUGAAUCCUCACAAAACCCCCCUAGGUUGUAGAUGACCCAGAGAAUGGAGAUUUGAAACUGUAUCUCCCUAGUGCUAGUCUGCCAUGAUAAAUGACAUGUGGGCAAUGAAAUAGGAGGGCCGAGGACUAGAACGCAGGUGAUGUAAGUGUCCAUAUGAAACAGAUCAAACACACGUCAGGGAACAUUAGCACGCCAACCACAUGGCAAUGGCAGAGGCAAAGAGUGCUUACUCUUACAGCCACUAUUGUGCUGAGUUUUUAUGCGUAGUGAAUGGGUAUCUGUCAUCUGGCCAAGUUAGCGUUUCUCUGACAUCAGCCUGCUGUAACAAUUUAGGGUGGCACUUUGGGGACAAUAUCACUCAGAGUCAGACAGUGUUUCAUAUCACAGCAGAGCAAGUCAAAUGAUAUCUAGUGCACUCUCUGCUCCACCUUCCAUUCAGACGUGUGGGAUGUUGGCAUCCAAAACGCAUAUGUAAAGGGUUAAUUUCAAGAGCUGUAGAACUCUGUGAUGUCAUACAGUUUGUGGCAGUUUUGACAGUUAUGGCACUGUAUUUAAUCUGCAACUGCAGGUACACUAAGUAAAGGUUAUUGGCUCUUUAAACUUUAAAAGAGAGAGUUUUGCAUAGUUUUUAUAGGAGAAAAAGGAGAAUUAAUUAAAGGAUCAAACGACCCAGGGCUGACUUCUGAACGCUCUGGAAAUGGGAACUAGAGUCUAAUUCCCACAAGAAGUGCAUCUGGCAACUUUACUAUGUAGCUUUCAGCAACUCCAGACUCUCCAAGUGUCCCUAUUUUCCAGGGACAUCCCUGAUUAAGUGAAGCCUUUCUGGUUUAUGAUCCCAGUUUUCCUUCAGAUGUCCCUACUUUCUUUGGAGAAAUGUUGUGGGGGGCGGGAUAUGGAGUUAUCUGACCCCAAGUCAUCGGAAGUCAGCCCUGUUUAGGGAAGUUUAUAAAUGUUUAAUGUAAUAUUAUGUUUUUUAUAUGUUGGAAGUCGCCCAGAGUGGCAACCCAAUGAGUUGAGUGGGGAAUACAUGGUAAAAUUCUUCUUCUUCUUAUUGAAUAGGACGUCCCUAUUUUCAUCAGAGAAAUGUGGAAGGAAAUCAGUCACUGAGUGCGUGAAUGAAUGUUAAUAGAAGAACAAAUGGCAAUUGAGCAAGAAUAAGUAGAAAAUAAUUUGAACACCAACACGUGUAAACACAUGUGCACUAGUCAAAGUUUAUAUGGGAGACUGGAAAUCACAUAAUUUUCUCUUAUUCUUCUUUUAUAAACCCACUUCGUUUAUGAAUAACUGAGUAACUAAGACCAACAUUAUGUUUUGUUGCAAAGACCUUUCUUAACAGGGGGAAAGCAAUCAAUUAAUAAUGAUACAUGACAUGAAAUAAUAGUUUUGCCUAGUGAAAUUUAUAGGUUCAUUUUGUUGUAUUUUAGCAGCCAGUCCUUAUGCAAAUUCAGGGCAUUCUCCAUUACCUCUUGGGGGAGCAAAUUCCACAGUUUGACUAUUCAGUGUGUGCAUAAGUAGGUUCUUUUGCUUGUCUUGAUUUUUUCCACAUUUAGCUUCAUGGGAUUUUCCCAUGUUCAAGAAUUAUGAGAGAGGAGAAAAAAAUUUCACCACACCAUACAUAAUCUGGUGCACCUAUAUCAUGUCAGCCCUUGCUCACCUUUCUCUGAAAUAAAAAGUCCCAAAUGUUGUAACCUUUUUUCAUAGACGAGUUGAUCUGAUCACUUUUUUCCUGCUUUUUCUGAACCAUUUCAAGAUGUACAAUAAAUCCUUUUAGAUACGGUGAGCAGAACUGUACACAAUAUUCCAUAAUUGGUAUAAUAGCAUUAUGAUUUGUGUAGUUUUGUUUUUAGUUCCUUAAGGCUUUAGUGAGGAUUCCUAGCAUGGAAUUUGCCAUUUCCACAGUUUCUAUACACCAGGUCAGCAUUUUCAAUGAGCUAUUCAUUACUGUCCCAGUAUCUCAUUUGUGGUCAAUCAUCAGCAGUUGAAAUGCCAUAGAUUUGUAAGUGAAAUUAAGGCUUUUUUGCCCAAAGGUACAUCACUUCACACAUUGGAUUGCAUUUUUCAUUUUACUGCCCAUAUAUCCCAUUUCAAAAGAUCCGUUUGGACCUCUUCACAAUCCAUUUCUGUUUUAAACACCCUGAAAAAUUUGGUUGCAUCAGUAAACUUGCCACCCCCCCUUCUCCUUCUCUUACUCAAUUUUCUCUUUGCAGAAUUGGAUCACUAAAUCUUAAGGAUUCCUAAUGUCCAAGUGAGAGUUUAGACGUGGCUUGUAUGCGCAGAUGUUUCUCAUACAGUCUAUCAAAUCUUUCAAAUUAAUGCAGUUAAUUAAUUAAUACGGUUUAGUAAUACAAUUCUAAAACUACUCAUUCAAAACAAAGUAUAUUUCAGUCACAUAUAAAAAUGUAAAGAAUUAAUAAAAUCCUAUUAAGGACUAUUUACUUACAGUGGGUUGUUAAUCAAGGCUUCAGAGGGGUGUUUAUUGAAUAAAACAUUGGGGAUGACGUAGCGGAUAUGAGAUGCUAUCCCACCAAUGACAGGGUCACCUGGCUCAUACCACUCAUGUGGAAUAGGUACAGGGUUGGCUGUGGUAAAAUGAGCACUAUGCACUUGGCACACCAUGUUGGGGAAGAGCAAGAGAAGCAGCAGCAGCAAGGUUCUACACAUGGACUCUUCUUUGCCUCUCUACAAUAUCAUUAUUAUCAGCAGCAGCCUGAUUUGACCAGCAUCGAUUUGGAGGCAGCAGACUCUGCCAGUUCAGUGAUUAAAGGGACAUGCAUGCAUCUUAUCAUUAAACCCUGUCACAAAGACCAGCCUUGAAUGGUAAAUAAGAUGAAGUGAUUUGAAGUAUUGCCUAUACAAUCACAGAGCCUGGCUUCUCUCUUCUGCAUUAUUCUAACUGUCUAUGAAAACUUUCAGGCUUGCUUGCUGAUUCUUCCCCACCCGACAUUUUGCCUUCUGGAGCAUUGGCAAGGUGACUUAAUUAUUGUAAUUUUAAUAAUUACAGGGGAGACAAUCACUUCUUGCCAUUUUUAAGGACUCCAUGGUGCAUCAUCCUUCGCAGAUCUGUCAAGUAAACAUUUGUUGCCUCAGGCAAUUGUCAAUUAGGAAGGGUAAGUUUUAACUAGUUUGCCAGAUAAAUCAUUCAGAUCAGAUGCCAGCCUUGCAAAUUGGCGCAGGGUUAGCAGCAUAGUGUGAGGAGCCAAUUUCACAGCUCCUCCUAAAAUAUGCACCUGGGCCCAUCAUUCUUUAACUGAACGCAUGACCCCCUGUGAAUCCUCACGAACCCAAAAUUAUAUAUGGUAAAAUGAACUUCAAGGAAAAAGCAGUGACUCUACAAUCCAAAACAGAAAAGCAAAACUGAUGAAAAAGGGCUGAUAUCCAAUUGCAUCCAUUUAUAAAUGGGACAAACUUCCAUGAGUGGAGAAGAGAAAAAGAGCUAUUACACAGUGGUACCACAUAUGGUUCAUGUGCAGAGGGUCUGACAUUCAAUACCUAGCAUUUCCAGGUAUUGCUGGAAGAGACACCAGUCUGAAACCUUAUAAAGCUGCUGUCCAUCAUUGUAGACAAUAUGGAACUAAAUGCAGUAAUGGAUUGGUUCAGUAUAAUCUAGCUUCUAAUGUUCCUAUAUUCCCUUCCUUCUCCUCCCUCUGCAGCUUCCCAUAGGAGGAUACCCAUGGUGUGCAGGAGACAAAGGAGAAACGAGGGGUGAGGGGAGAGAGACUUUCUGCUGGCUAUCAGGCAAUGGUUUUUCCCACCUGCCUUGCCCCACCCUUCAGCCCUAGGAGCCUUUCACAGAUCAUGACUUUAAAAACAGCAGAUGCAGGCUUUGAGUCAUGUGAUAUUGCAUAGCAUCCAUAGUUUCAUUCCUUCACACAGCCCCUAUUCUAUUAUGAGGGGUCAUGCUUGACCUACAUUUUGUGUUUGUAACUGGAUAAGAAGUUGGCCUAACCUGCAGUGUACCCUGGGUAAUCACCCCCUUUGCCUGUUUCUUUUCCAAUCCCCUCUAGGAAGUUGCUGUGUGACAAGGGCCAUAAUAAUUAAAUGA